Molecule: messenger RNA, 438 nt
Organism: Suillus fuscotomentosus
Lineage: Eukaryota; Fungi; Basidiomycota; Agaricomycetes; Boletales; Suillaceae
Exons: 1
Coding region: 1-438 (145 amino acids)
Source: RefSeq, a predicted model, not a curated record
AUGAGUUUCUUCACCACCAUUGCCAACAAUGAUUCACAGCUCAAGCACCUACGAGCUAUGCUCACUCACCUCCCAGACUGCAUCCCUCUGGGUAACUCCAGGUAUCACUUUGAGAACUUCGCACCUGAUCCAGAGAAAGUUGAGCUAUACGGCAGUGCAGAAGCAGCACUGAAUAAUGUGUUAGAAGUCACCUUUGCAUCAAAGGGCCGCAAGGAUGAGUCUGCACCUUGUCCAUUUGAGUUUCAAGAGCAUGGGCCUGGCCUCAUUGCUGUUGUGGAUGUCCUUACUGCUACAUUGGAGGAGUUUCCAGAGUCAGCAUUGCUCCAAAAAUGGGCCAAGGAUCUAUGGUGUGCUGCAGUGUAUCACUACAAGUCUGCAAAGAAGAAAGUGGGUACAUGCCUUGUUAGAAGGCUCCCACACAGCACCUCUGCAGAAUGA